Molecule: messenger RNA, 9624 nt
Organism: Pelodiscus sinensis (Chinese soft-shelled turtle)
Lineage: Eukaryota; Metazoa; Chordata; Testudines; Trionychidae
Source: RefSeq, a predicted model, not a curated record
UUUCAGAGACCUCCAUGGCUUUGCUGCAGGGAGUCUCCUUCACGAGGUCUGCCCUUGAGGACUGAGAGAAUAUUCAAGGUACAUGAGCAGGAACCUCUUUGGAGUGUUCUCCUUUCCCAGAACUAAUUGAGGUAGAAGACAGACAUCCCUGUGGAGAAGAUACAGACUAACGUGGCUACUCCAAUGAGACUCUGUGGUGUGUGAGAGAUCUGCUCCAUUCAGCUGGUGUAAAUGACUGCCGCUGCCUCCCAGACCAAGAUAACCUGCUCAGUCAGCUGGAGCCCCCUGUGGACAGCUGUCUCUCUCAGCUGAUGGAAAACUGCUACUAACCACUGAAUGGAAGAGAGUGGAGCAACAACCACACUAGUAGCUGCUGCAGCAACAGCAAUAGCAGCAGCCUUCGAGGUCUCUAUUGUUCCUUGGUGUUAAACAGUUUUUCCUUUUCAGCUGACAUGCACAAUAGCUGGGAAGAGGUUUCCAUUCUGUUCUCUCUGUGAACAAAUUGUGAAGGGGAGAAAAUUACUCAAACAAGGGUUACCCUUUGUGCUGCACAUUUUGAUACUGAAGCUGCCUGCUGAAGGCAUGGGGGUGAGAGAGGGAGGCACAGCUUUAUUCGGUGACCCAGGAGCUUCUUCUGCUUCAAUCCGAUGUUUUGGAGUUCUUGUGGUUCUUCUAUUUGGAAUCUGGGAAGCUAAGACACAAAGUGAAUUUGAAACUUCAUCGGUAUAUUUAUGGAAGACUGGUCCAUGGGGCAGGUGUAUGGGAGAUGAAUGUGGUCCAGGUGGUAUCCAAACACGAGCAGUGUGGUGUGCUCAUGUGGAAGGAUGGACAACUCUUCCCACAAAUUGUAAACAGACAGAGAGGCCUGAGAACCAACAGAACUGUUUCAGGGUUUGUGACUGGCACAAAGAACUGUAUGACUGGCAGUUGGGCAGCUGGAAUCAGUGCCAGCCUGUUAUUUCAAGGAAUCUUGAAAAGCCAGUGGAAUGCAUCAAAGGGGAAGAAGGAAUCCAGCUGAGAGACGUAACCUGCGUCCAAAAAUCAAAUGGGGUUUCUGCUGAGGAUGUCAUCUGUGAGUAUUUUGAACCAAAACCACGCCUAGAACAGGCAUGCCUCAUCCCUUGCCGCCAGGACUGUAUUGUGGCAGAGUUCUCCCCCUGGUCAGAAUGCUCCAAGACAUGUGGCAAAGGGCUUCAACAUCGAACUCGUCACAUUGUUGCUCCACCUCAGUUUGGUGGUUCUGCUUGCCCUAACCUGACUGAAUUUCAGAUCUGUCAUUCUCCCCCAUGUACUACUGAAGAAAGCAUGUAUAGCCUGAAUGUGGGACCCUGGAGUACAUGUUCCAUGCCCCACUCAAGACAUAUAAGGCAAGCAAGGAAACGAGGGAAGAAUAAAGAAAAGGAGAAAGACCGAGAAAAAGGGGUACGGGAUCCUGAAGCUCGGGAACUUAUUAAGAAAAAGAGGAAUCGAAAUAGACAGAGCAGACAAGAGAACAAGUAUUGGGAUAUACAGAUUGGAUAUCAGACCCGACAGGUUACAUGUACUCACAGAAAUGGGAAAACUGCUGCCUUGAGCUUUUGCCAACAAGACAAGUUGCCAAUUACCUUCCAGUCCUGUGUGAUCAUUAAGGAGUGCCAGGUGUCAGAGUGGUCUGAGUGGAGCUCAUGUUCGAAAACAUGUUUUGAUAUGUCAUCCCCUAAAGGAAAUCGUACAAGAACACGGACCAUUAAGCAGUUUCCUAUUGGCAGUGAAAGUGAAUGCCCAGAACUAGAAGAAACAGAGCAAUGUAGCUCUCAAGGAGAUGGUGUGGCACCAUGUAUUACGUAUGGCUGGAGAACCACAGAGUGGACAGAAUGUCGUGUUGACCCUUUACUUAGUCAGCAGGACAAAAGACGAGGGAAUCAGACAGCUCUGUGUGGAGGUGGAAUUCAAACACGUGAGGUGUACUGUGUGCAUGCUAAUGAAAAUCUCCUCUCCUAUUUAAAUACCCUCAAGGAAAAAGAAGAAAGUCAGUCACAGAGCAAGUCGAAGUCUAGUGCUGCACCACUUCUAUCAAUCACUUUUGAAAUAACAGCUUCCAAGCCUGUGAGUCGGCAACUGUGCACAGGACCUAUACCCAGCACCACCCAAUUGUGCCAUAUACCUUGUCCAACAGAAUGCGAAGUGUCAGCUUGGACAGCUUGGGGACCAUGCACCUAUGAAAGCUGUGAUGACCAGCAAGCCAAAAAAGGUUUUAAAUUAAGGAAGCGGUCCAUCACUAAUGAACCUACAGGAGGUACUGGAGGGACAGGAAAUUGCCCUCAUCUUCUUGAAGCUAUCCCAUGUGAGGAGCCCUCUUGCUAUGACUGGCGAAUAGUGAAACUAGAAGAGUGCAUACCAGACAAUGAGAAGCAAUGUGGACCUGGCACUCAAGUUCCAGAGGUGGUCUGUAUCAACAGCGAUGGAGAAGAGGUUGACAGACAGCUGUGUAGAGAUGCUAUCUAUCCAAUUCCCAUUGUCUGUGAAGUUCCAUGCCCAAAGGAUUGUGUGCUCAGCAUGUGGUCUGGAUGGUCCUCCUGCUCUCACACCUGCUCAGGCAAAACCACAGAAGGAAAACAGAUGCGAUCCCGCUCUAUUCUGGCAUAUGCAGGUGAAGGAGGUGUCCAGUGCCCAAACAGUAGUGCACUUCUGGAAGCACGCAGCUGUAAUGAACACCCUUGCACUGUGUACCACUGGCAGACUGGGCCCUGGGGCCAGUGUAUAGAGGAUGUCUCUGUGUCCACUUUCAACUCAUCUACCAAUUGGAAUGGGGAGGCCACAUGUGCUGUUGGCAUGCAAACAAGAAAAGUCAUCUGUGUAAGGGUCAACGUGGGACAAGUGGGACCAAAAAAAUGUCCUGAAAGUCUUCGACCAGAAACAGUGAGACCUUGUUUGCUUCCUUGUAGGAAAGACUGUAUUGUGACACCAUACAGUGACUGGACAUUGUGUUCUUCCUCAUGUCAAGAAGGGGAUAUCACAGUAAAGAAGCAGUCUCGCCAUCGAGUCAUCAUCCAACUCCCUGCAAAUGGUGGCCGUGACUGCCCCGACACCUUAUAUGAGGAAAAGGAAUGUGAAGCUUCUCCUGUAUGCUAUACUUACAGGUGGAAGACGCACAAAUGGCGCAGAUGCCAGCUGGUACCAUGGUAUGUUCGCCAGGACAGUCCAGGUGCCCAGGAGACAUGUGGGCCUGGACUACAAGCAAGAGCAAUUACUUGUCGCAGACAAGAUGGAGGACCGUCUGACAUCAGUGAGUGCCUAAAAUAUGCAGGCCCUUUACCACCUUUAACACAGGCCUGCCAGAUUCCUUGCCAAGAUGACUGUCAGUUCACAAGCUGGUCAAAGUUUUCUUCCUGCAAUGGGGACUGUGGAGCAGUCAGGACAAGAAAACGCUCUCUUGUUGGGAAAAGUAAGAAGAGGGACAAAUGCAAAAAUUCCCAGUUGUAUCCUUUGAUUGAGACUCAGUUUUGUCCUUGUGACAAGUACAACGCUCAACCUGUCGGGAACUGGUCAGACUGCAUUUUGCCAGAGGGCAAAGUGGAAGUAUUACUGGGAAUGAAAGUACAAGGUGAUAUCAAGGAAUGUGGGCAAGGCUAUCGUUACCAGGCCAUGGCAUGCUAUGAUCAAAAUAGUCGGCUUGUGGAAACAUCGCGAUGCAACAGUCAUGGUUACAUUGAGGAAGCCUGCAUUAUUCCAUGCCCCUCAGACUGCAAGCUCAGUGAAUGGUCCAACUGGUCUCGCUGUAGUAAAUCCUGUGGUAGCGGAGUAAAGGUUAGGUCUAAAUGGCUCCGUGAAAAGCCCUACAAUGGUGGAAGACCCUGCCCGAAGCUGGAUCAUGUCAAUCAGGCUCAGGUAUAUGAGGUGGUACCAUGCCACAGUGACUGCAACCAGUAUAUAUGGAUUACAGAGCCCUGGAGUGUCUGCAAAGUGACCAAUGUUGACUUAAAGGAGAACUGUGGAGAAGGUGUGCAAACCAGGAAAGUGAGAUGCAUGCAAAACACAGUGGAUGGUCCUUCUGACACUGUUGAAGACUACCUGUGUGACCCUGAAGAGAUGCCUCUUGGUGCUAGGAGAUGCAUAUUACCAUGCCCUGAAGACUGUGUUAUGUCUGAAUGGGGCCAAUGGUCUAGAUGUUUUUUGCCCUGUAAUGGAAGUAAUGUGCGUGAAAGGUCAACGGAGCUCCUAAGACAACCCGAUGAAGGAAAGGCUUGCCCUGCCUCCACUGAGACAGAACCUUGCAGUCUGAACAAAAACUGUUACCACUAUGAUUACAAUGUGACAGACUGGAGUACGUGUCAGCUCAGUGAGAAGGCUGUCUGUGGUAAUGGCAUCAAAACAAGAAUGCUAGAUUGUGUUCGGAGUGAUGGCAAAUCAGUUGACCUGCGGUAUUGUGAAGAGCUUAGUUUGGAAAAAACAUGGCAAAUGAACACCUCCUGUGUGGUGGAAUGUCCUGUGAACUGUCAGCUUUCUGACUGGUCUUCGUGGUCUGAGUGUUCUCAAACAUGUGGCCUUACAGGAAAGAUGAUACGAAGGAGGACAGUAAAUCAGCCUUUCCAAGGUGAUGGGAGACCUUGUCCAUCUCAGAUAGAGCAAUUCAAACCCUGCCCAGUAAAACCUUGUUAUCGAUGGCAGUAUGGCCAUUGGGCUGAAUGCAAAGUUGAGGAUGCACAGUGUGGAGAGGGGACAAGAGUCAGGAACAUUUCAUGUGUGGUCUAUGAUGGAUCCAAUGAAGAUGUUGGCAAAAUAGUAGAUGAUGAAUUCUGUGGAGAAAUUGAGCCUACUGUUGAUAACAAUAAGAAAAUGGUACUUGAGGAAACCUGCACACUACCCUGUCCAGGUGAUUGUUACUUGAAAGAGUGGUCAGAAUGGAGCCUUUGUCAGCUGACCUGCGUAAAUGGAGAAGAUCUUGGCUUUGGAGGGAUACAGGUCAGAUCCCGGGCAGUGAUCAUUCAGGAAUUAGAAAACCAACACCUGUGUCCGGAACAGGCUUUGGAAACAAGAUCAUGUAAUGAUGGCCAGUGUCAUGAAUACAAGUGGAUGGCUAGCCCAUGGAAGGGAUCUUCUCGGACAGUAUGGUGCCAAAGAACAGAUGGCUUAAAUGUUACAGGGGGCUGUGUAGUGAUGCGUCAACCAGAUGCUGACAGGUCAUGUAACCCACCAUGCAAUCAACCCCAUUCUUACUGUAGUGAGACUAGAACGUGUGGCUGUGAAGAAGGAUACACUGAAGUAAUGUCCUCUGAUGGCACACUCGAGGAGUGCACGCUCAUCCCCGUGGUAGUGAUCCCCACCACAGAGGACAAAAAAGGAGAUGUGAAAACCAGUCGAGCUGUGAAUCCCACCCAGCCAUCCAGUAACCAGUCAGGACGAGGAAGGACCUGGUUUCUGCAGCCUUUCGGGCCAGAUGGGAGGCUGAAGACCUGGGUUUAUGGUGUAGCUGCUGGCGCAUUUGUUUUACUCAUCUUUAUUGUUUCUAUGAUCUAUCUAGCCUGCAAAAAGCCAAAGAAACCCCAGAGAAGGCAGAACAAUCGACUGAAACCUUUAACGCUGGCUUAUGAUGGAGAUGCAGAUAUGUAAAAUAUAACUUUCCAUUGCAACUGGAUUCUACAUUACUGUUUUGAAAUCAGAGAGUGUCCAGAGGCACAAGGGCAUGCUACGGAGUGGAUUUUAGACAUCGUUUGUUUUUUUAAGAACCGUGCUGUAAAACAAAGAACAAUAGUUUUCAUAAUGGCCAUGGAUAUUCAAGGCAUUGCUUUAUUCUAAACCACGAGCACAGAGAAUUCUGGCCAACUGGAAAUAUGUUUGUUUUUUUUUUCUUUUUUGAAACUGUCAAUCACUUCAGUCUCCAAACCACUGUGGCUGAGUUAGUAUUCAGUUGAGAGCCCUGAUGUCAGACUUACCUGCACCAUUAACCAAGUAUAGUCAGUGAGCAUGAAGAGUUUGUAUCCAGCUAUCCAUAACUCUUUAUAGUCAAGCAUAACUUAUAUACUCAGUUGACGCAUAUGUAUUAUUCUGUCCAAUAAUAUACUUGUUAAAGAACAUUUUAGUGCUUAAUAAGAUGUUAACUGAGAAGAUUGAACAAAUUCAGCAUCUUGGCAAUUUGAUGGUAGCUUGUGUUAAUCUGCAUUUCAGAGGGCAAAGACUCUCUUGCCAGACUCUGUUCUAUUAUCACUCCAAAGUGUCAUAUGCACAAGUAUCUAGGAAGGAAACACAUCCUCAGAUUCAGUAUUUUAUAGUGGUUACUGCCUGGAAAAAAUGAAUACCUGGUGUAAAUGUUACAAUAUGUUUCUACUUUCUCUAACUCUCAAACUGUUGCCUGCAUCUUUUUUUGCUACAUGUAAGGCAAAUUUUUGCACUAUAUUAGUGCAGCAUGAUAUGCACUUAACUAGUAUUGCCAUAGAAACUGCCUCUUUUCAAAAGGAUGAUGAUGCAUCUUGUGCCAGGAGUGUCGCAUAGGCAUUUAUGUUCUUGAAUCCUGAAGAGAGUAGAGUUCAGUUUGGACUGUGACUGGAUGGAAUCAGCUAAUACAUAUACUGUAUACACUGUUUCUCCUCACCACAGCCAUUUUGUAGUCUACAUCAUGGCAGUAAUAUAAGUGUCUAGUUUCUUGUCCCAUCUACUUAUACAAAUGUAGAUUCUCCGGUUGGUUUCUAAUUGUACUUUGAAGGCUGUUUAUGACUAGAUUUUUUAUAUUUGUUAACUUUGUUAAAAAAAAAGAAAAGUGGUUGCCCUCUCUCAUCUUGAGUGAAAUAUUCUGAUUAUUUGUUCAGCUAGGAAAAGAAAAGUUGCUUAUUUUCCUCUCCCUAAUCAAAUAAUUGCCAAUGUAGCUGCCAGUGCAAAACUUGCCCUUGUUCUCUUUAAUUAGGGGCACUGGCUGUAAUCUUCCAUUAUUCAGUAUUAUAUUCAUUAAAAGUACUGGUUAAUGAAAGCUAUCAAAAUAUUUUCCUCACUAAACAGAGUAUGUGUACACUACGGGUCAAGAUCGAAUUAAGCUGUGCAACUUCAGCUAUGUUAAUUAGGUAGCUGAAAUCAAAAUACCUUAACUUGACUUUUGGUACUGUCCACACUGCAGGAAGUCGAAGGGAGAACAGUCUCCCUUCGACUUCCCUUACUCAUGGAAGCAGGACUAUUGGCAUCGACAGGAGAAACUUCGAAUUAGCUGUCUUAACUAGACCCACUAAUGCAAACUCUGAAAGAUGGACAACAGCAGCUUUGAUCGUUCUCUAUAGUGUAGACACACCCUCUGAUAACUGUGGCAGUAUAGCAGCUCAUUGCCACUAAUUUCUUUGCAUCUUAAUCUUUUCUAGCCCAAUAGAUUGUUAUGCUUCCAAAAUGAAGCCUGUUGUAUUGCCAGUGUAUCGACACAUGUGUCACAGACAGGAUUCAUGACCUGAGGCUUUUAAGUGUAACCUAAACGGAAACCAAGCAAUACAAUGACAAGACCUUAUCACAACACCUUUCAAAACAAACGUUGUGUAAAGUUAGGUAUUGGUUUCUCAGGACUUUAAUACUCUCAGCCAUUCCUGAGCAUCACUACCACCAUUCACCAGUUUUUUGUACAGCCAAUAAAACUAUAUAUAUACUUUACCAACUUUGGGCUGGCUUGUGUGUCUACUGAAAUCAGUGGGUGGCAUAAGUGCUUAUUCAAUGUUCAGUUGUCAUUGAAAUCUGUGUGUUUUGUUCAAAAAUCAAAAGUAGAAUAUGGUAAUACCACUGUUUUGAUAUUACACUAUGAUCUUCUCCUAAUGCAUAGGUAACAAGACCAGUUGAGUGUAUGUCAAUUUCUAGUAGUCAUUUGUGCAGAUUCACUAUCACACCCCAAUCCUGCAAUUUGACAGUAGAUAGUGAAAACUGCCUCACCACAGAACUCAGUAUGACUCCUUGCUGCUGCAGCAGUUCACUUACAUACAAGUUUCAGGAUUGAGGCCUUAAUCUUACAUAAUUACAUACAGCCCUAGAGUGAAAAAAAAAAACACUUGUAUGUACAAAGUUAAGUUCCUUGAAGUGUUUGAGUGAGAAACAAUAAAAAGUUAGUUCCUACUUUAUCAGACAUGCACAAAAAAUGGACUGUGGGAAAGUUAUCAAAUUGCACAAAAAAAUUUAAAACUUCAAAAAUAAGAUGUGGAAACUUGGUCAUGGAUUAAUUACCUUUGAAAACCCAUUUCUGCAUAUUGAAUUGUUUUAGGCUAACAUGGGAGGGAUAGCUCAGUGGUUUGAGCAUUGGCCUGUUAAACCCAAGGUUAUGAGUUCAAUCCUUGUGGAGGCCAUUUAGGGAUUUUGGGGCAAAAAUUUGUCAGGGAUGGUACUUGGUCCUGCUGUGAUGGCAGGGGACUGGACUUGAUGACCUUUCAAGGUCCCGUACAGUUCUAGGAGAUAGAUAAAUUAAUGGAGAUUGCCUCUCUCCAUGGGGAUAAGUAAGGAAUGUCUUUUAAUUGUCAGCAAUUUACCAUUAUUAAUUAAUUAAGGGGUUAAUCUUUUAGUAGGAGGCGCCACUGUAACACUCUCCAUGAAGGCUGUUUGACCUGGACACACAAAAUUUCACAAUUGAUUUCCAAUUAAAGUUUAUCAUCUGUUUCUCCUUAACCAAAACUACUAUUGAUAAAAACAAAGAAUAGGUGUUUGGCUUUUACAAUCCAUAAAGUACAGAUCUACAAUUAUAUUAAAUUUUGUAAAUCUGGAGCCAGAAUAGCCUGUUCCUUAGAAAAAAAAGGCAACCUUUAAAAAUAGUUUAGGAUAUGGGGAGAGUUUAAGUCUAUAACUCUAAAAGAUAUAAAAAGGUGGCCAAGCCCUAUUAUUCUGAAACAGUAAAAAAAAAAAAAUAAGUAUUGUAUACAAUGAAGACUAAUUUGCUUUAAUAACCAGAGUGCUUCUACAAAUCCAGUGCCUAAAGCAGCCACUACUGUAGAUUGUUAGUUUGUGAAAGUAAUGUUUCAGUGAUCAAGUAAUGUUUCCAAUGAUCUAAAUUUAUUUAGCAAAUAGCUAUGUAGACAUUGUUGGUGUGGUGGUUCGUAAUUUACUUUAAAAGUCUGUAAUUUCUAGAUUACUGUGUCUGCUUUGAGUCCUGGAGCUGUUUCUUUUAAAAGCUUUGCUGAUACUGCACAAGCUUUUUUUUUUUUUAAUACUUACUACAAUGCACCCAUUUUAAAAUUCCCUUUCUGCACCAAAGUGUAAUAAAGUCUAAUUUUCAAUAUAGUAAUCUGAAAAGACCCACUUAAAUCUCAGUAUAAAUCACUGUAAAAUAUAACUUGGAUGAAACUGAAAUCUUCUUUUACUUUUAUCGUUCUCGCGCAAGUUAAGAGUUUAUUUUGCCUAACUUAAUUUACUUGAAUAUUUAUUUUGUAGAAUAAGGAGGCAGCUGUCUGAGGAAUGUUUACUUUUUUGGGUUAAUAUUAAUUUGUAAAUUGUGUAAUGCAUUUUUAUUUUUUAAAUUAUGUAUAUUCUUUUUUAAUGCACAAAAUGUUUACGUACAACUACUGCAAAUUUGUGUAUAUUGUCACUAAGCUUUAUUCAGUUAAUAUAGAUGGCAUGUGAAAAUGUAACAAGUCUUACAUUUUCAUAUGGGUUAUUUUUACAUAACUGAUGUAUUGCUGACAAUAAAUAUAAACACAAUAA